Haemonchus placei is the source of this 771-nucleotide messenger RNA. Lineage: Eukaryota; Metazoa; Nematoda; Chromadorea; Rhabditida; Trichostrongylidae. The record is from the annotation of a GenBank genome assembly.
AUGGUGACUGUAGCUUUGAUUGUUGAAUUAAUUUCGACAGUACUCUCGUUACUAUGCCUCCCAAUCAACAUCAUAUUCGUCUACGUUAUUUUGAAAGAGAGCCGCCGUCCAACCACUCCAUUUGCCUCUUCGUUCUUCCGGCUUUGCAUACAUCUCUCAAUGGCAGACAUCCUGAUGUCCAUAUUUGCUACAAUCUUCUUCAAAUUUCCAAUAUUUGGUGUUUUCCCGGAAAGUUUCUAUGAAGAAAAUUGGUCCGUAGUACCAGUGGCAGGUGUCAAUUAUCUUGGGCAUUCUCAAGCCAUUGGAAUCAUAUUUAUUGCUGUAAACAGAUUCACCGCCGUCUAUUUCCCAGUGAGGCAUAAGCAGCGAUGGUGGAGACCACAGGUAAUAAGAUCUCUAAUGGUUAUCCAAUGGACCAUUCCACUGAUAUUCAUCAUUCCAUUAUUUUUCACUGAAUUCAACUUUGUUAUGGAUCGAUCAACGGGCUCGGUUACCUUCUCAUCAAAAGAUGCUGUCUUCCACAAGGUUUUUUCUUCAUCUAAUACUGUUGUGUUCCUUCUACCGAUAUUUUCCGUACUUGCUGCAAUGACACGACCGGAAGAUGCCUGGAUGUAUCGAACGCUGUGGUUUGUCGUCAACGACGUCUUGUGCGCCAGCAAUGCUCCUAUAUUGCUGGCAUUGAACAAGCCAAUCCGUAGGGUGUAUAUGAAGAAAAUAGGAUUACAACCUAAAGAAAAUCGUACAAAAGGAUCUCUUAUAUGUCACAUAUGA